AUGACCCUUUCAUCCCUUCUCCGCAUUACUCCCCGCCUCACGCCGACCGCGGCCCGCAGGACCGUAAGGGCUGCAUCCUCGGUGGCUAGCACAUCGCAAGGCAACAAGACCUUGGACUCAAUUCUGAUUGCUAACCGUGGGGAGAUUGCACUGCGUGUUGGACGGACCGCUGCGGAGCAUGGAAUCCGUGUUACGACACUUUACACUGAUCCCGAUAGUCGGGCGCAACAUGCCUUGAGCACGCCAUUUGCAUUUAACCUAGGUUCUGUUUCCGCCUACUUGGAUGGCGACCGUAUCAUUGAGAUUGCGAAGAAAGAAGGGUGUCGAGGUAUUCACCCCGGCUAUGGGUUUUUGAGCGAGAACUCCGCCUUUGCUCGAAAAUGUACCGAAGCCGGUAUUGUGUUCAUUGGCCCACCAUGGAAGGCAAUUGAGGACAUGGGUGACAAGAGUCGCUCAAAAGAGAUUAUGCUCGCGGCGGGCGUUCCCUGCGUCCCGGGAUACCACGGCCAUAACCAAGACCCUGCCUUCCUCGAAGCCGAAGCCGACAAAAUCACAUACCCCGUCCUCAUCAAGGCCAUCAAAGGCGGCGGUGGAAAGGGCAUGCGCAUUGCUAGCUCAAAAGCCGAGUUUCAGGCUCAGCUGGAGUCGGCAAAGUCGGAAGCUAUGAACUCUUUUGGAGAUGACCAGGUCUUGGUUGAGAAGUACAUCACAACGCCCCGGCAUAUUGAGGUUCAGGUCUUUGCAGACAAGCACGGCAACUCUGUUGCUUUGGGAGAGCGAGACUGCAGUAUUCAGCGAAGACAUCAGAAGAUCUUAGAAGAGUCUCCGGCUCCUCAUCUCCCAGAUGCUACGCGAAAGGAUAUUUGGGCCAAGGCCCGAUCAGCUGCACUUGCAGUUGGAUACGAAGGUGCAGGCACUGUGGAGUUCAUCUUUGACAAUGACUCUGGCGAAUUUUACUUUAUGGAGAUGAACACUCGUCUUCAGGUCGAGCACCCCGUCACGGAGAUGGUCACGGGCCAGGACUUGGUGCACUGGCAGAUCAUGGUGGCCGAAGGGGCCCCAUUGCCUCUGACGCAAGAGGAAGUGGAAGAGCGUAUUGCUCGCAGUGGACACGGUAUUGAGGCUCGCAUCUACGCCGAGAAUCCUGACCAGGGGUUCAUUCCUGACUCCGGACGGCUGAUCCAUGUCCGAACACCCGCGACUACCGAGGAUAUUCGUAUUGACGCCGGUUUCGUGGAAGGAGACGACGUGUCUGCCCACUACGAUCCGAUGAUUUCUAAACUGAUCGUUCGUGGCGAGACACGCGAGGAAGCCAUCCGAAAGCUCGGGGCGGCGCUCGAGCAGUACGAGGUCGCUGGUCCUGUCACCAACAUCGAGUUCCUGAAGACCAUCUGCCGGAGCCCUGAUUUCAUUGCAGGCGCAGUUGAGACAGGCUAUAUCGAGAAGCACCGCGACGAGCUUUUCGCUCCUAAAACCAUCGAUGAUGAAGUUCUUGCCCAGGUUGCUCUUGCAUGCCUGCACCGUGACAUGCAUUCCGCCGCCGCUGCUCCCUCGGCCGGCCUCGCAGGAACCACGAUCGGAUUCACGCCCAGCUACCAACAACGGCAGCUGUCCUUUACCUCGUCUACAGGGCCAAACACCGAUGGAACAACCUUCAACGUUCGCGUGCAACAAACAUCGGAUCAAACAUUCGACGUUGAGGUCGGCUCCCGCGUCUUCUCUCAAGUAACCAGCACAAUGGACCCCGUCUCACGCGUGGUGACCUCGUUCUUCGGCCAUACCCGGCUGGACACGACCGUCGUCCAGGACGCGGAAACGGACACGAUUAUCGCGUUCCAGCGAGGCAUGCAGUACCGGCUGGGAGUGCCGCGGGCCAAGUGGAUGGAGAAGGCACUGGGCAUGAAGGACGUGGCGAACAGCGUGCUAGCGCCGAUGCCGUGCAAGGUGCUCCGGGUGGAAGUGCAGGCGGGCGAUGUGGUGGAGAAGGACCAGCCGUUGGUGGUCAUUGAGAGCAUGAAGAUGGAGACCGUGAUUCGUAGCCCGCACCAGGGGACGAUUGCGCGCGUGGUUCAUCAACAAGGUGAUCAAUGCAAGAGUGGCACUCCCUUGGUCGAAUUCGCCGAAGAACCAGAGUCUGCGUAA
Penicillium daleae is the source of this 2142-nucleotide messenger RNA. RefSeq names its product acetyl/propionyl/methylcrotonyl-CoA carboxylase subunit alpha. Lineage: Eukaryota; Fungi; Ascomycota; Eurotiomycetes; Eurotiales; Aspergillaceae. Bases 1 to 2142 code for a protein of 713 amino acids. The record is from RefSeq and is a predicted model, not a curated record. Gene Ontology annotation, cellular component: mitochondrion. The transcript is spliced from 5 exons. Gene Ontology annotation, molecular function: methylcrotonoyl-CoA carboxylase activity; metal ion binding; ATP binding.